This is a messenger RNA of Chanos chanos (milkfish), 1860 nucleotides long. It is a transcript of the gene itk, whose product is annotated as IL2 inducible T cell kinase. The transcript is spliced from 17 exons. Gene Ontology annotation, molecular function: protein tyrosine kinase activity; protein binding; ATP binding. Lineage: Eukaryota; Metazoa; Chordata; Actinopteri; Gonorynchiformes; Chanidae. The record is from RefSeq and is a predicted model, not a curated record. Gene Ontology annotation, biological process: intracellular signal transduction; protein phosphorylation. The coding region runs from base 1 to 1860 and encodes 619 amino acids.
AUGUAUCCACGAGUUAUACUAAAAGGAACUUUGUAUAAAAAAUCUCAACAAAAACGAAGAACAUCACCUUGCAAUUACAAAGAGAGAUAUUUUGUUUUAAACACAGAGGAUUUGACUUACUCUGAACGUCGCCCAGGGAAAAAGCCAGUUCUUAAAGGGUGCAUUGAACUUUCCCGUAUCAAGUGUGUUGAGAUUGUUCGCAGUGAUCUGCCUAUACCCUGCUCUUACAAGUAUCCUUUCCAGGUUGUCCAUGACAGCUACUACCUUUACGUGUUUGCACCAGACAAUGACUGCAGGUUAAAAUGGGUCAGAGCUCUGAAAGAGGAGACCAAACACAACAAUGUGUUCCUAAAGUACCAUCCUGAUUUCUGGGGAGAUGGAAAGUGGAGAUGUUGUCAGCAGACAGAAAAAAUGGCCGCUGGAUGUAGUGAAUAUUAUCCCACCGGAACUGCAUCCAAGAAACCUCUUCCUCCAACACCAGAUCUACAGCGGCGGUUCUCAGAUCCAGAUGAGAGAAUGGUGGUCGCUCUGAGGGACUUUUAUCCAGAAAAAGAUAGUGAUCUCCCAUUACACAAAGAUGAGGAAUACCUUGUCAUAGACAGCUCAGAGCCCAAUUGGUGGACUGUCCAAGACAAGGAAGGAAAUAUUGGGUGCGUGCCGCGCAUGUAUAUUACAGAGAAAUUUCCCAACAGCUUUGAGAGAUUUGAGUGGUACAACAAAGACAUAACCCGAGCUGAAGCUGAGGAGUUACUGCUUCAGGAGAACAAAGAGGGGGCUUUCAUGGUUCGUGACUCUCGACGUGCUGGACAGUAUACCGUGUCUGUGUUCACCAAAGCCCCAGGAUCAAAUGGGGAAAAGAAUCCAAGGGUGAAGCAUUAUCAGAUCCGAGAAAUAGAGAGUGAAGAUGGCCAGACUAAGUAUUACCUUGCUGAGAAGUACCUGUUCAGCACCAUUCCAGAGCUCAUCCAUUACCACCAGCACAACGCAGCAGGCUUGAUAACCAGACUGAGGCACUGUGUUUCUCGUGACCAUGUGAGGACUCCGAUGAUUAUGGAGCUUUCAUCAGAAAAGUGGGAGUUGGACCUUGAGGAGCUGGUUCUUGGAGAGGAGGUGGGCAGUGGGCAGUUUGGCCUGGUGUGGCAGGGGUAUUGGCGUGAUCUGAAAGUAGCAGUGAAGACAGUUCGUGACUGUGCCAUGUCAGAGGAAGACUUUAAAGAAGAAGCUCAGAUCAUGAUGAAGCUGUCCCACUCAAAACUGGUGCAGCUCUAUGGCAUUUGCACACAGCGAUCGCCCAUAUAUCUGGUCUUUGAAUUCAUGGAGAACGGAUGCCUGACAGACUUCCUGCGUGGCCGAAAAGGCACCCUGUCCCAGGAGAUGUUGUUGGGAAUGUGUCUGGAUGUGAGUGAGGCAAUGGCCUACCUUGAGAGCUCCAACUUCAUCCACAGAGACCUGGCUGCAAGAAACUGUUUGGUGUCAGAAGACUAUGUGGUGAAGGUAUCAGAUUUCGGGAUGACAAGGUUUGUUCUAGAUGAUCAGUACACCAGCUCACAUGGAUCCAAAUUCCCUGUUAAAUGGUCAGCUCCUGAAGUCAUCAGGUACUGCAGGUUCAGCAGCAAGUCUGAUGUUUGGUCAUUUGGCGUGUUUAUGUGGGAGGUGUACAGCGAGGGCCGACUGCCCUACGAAAACCGCACCAAUGGGGAGGUGGUUGAGGCUCUGACGGCUGGAAUGAGGCUACUAAAGCCCAGACUGUCUCCGCAGACUGUGUACCAACUAAUGGAAUGGUGCUGGAAAGAGAAACCUGAGGAUCGUCCCUCUUUCGCUCUGCUUCUCCACGAACUAGCCUGUCUCUCUGAGACCUGA